AUGGCUUUUCUUCUUAAACGAAACCCAAAGACGCCAGCUGACCUCGUACGGGCGCUAAACGAGCUCAUUGGGAAAUGGGACUUCAACGUCGACUCAAAGAAGUACCAGGACGACUGCUCUAGGUACUUGAAACAGAUCAAGGUGAUUCUUCAUGGCGACGAAGAACAAGACCCCCAGCCUGACCAGAUCCUGGCAUUGGCCCAGGAAGUCCACGCUACGGAUUUGCUAGGCCAUUUGAUUCAUAACUUACGGAAACUAGACUUUGAUCUGCGUAAAGACGUGUUGAUCUUGUUUCUGACGCUUUUGCGACGGCAGAUCGCCAACGAGAGCCCUACGGCCUCGUAUUUGCUCCAUCAUAGCGAAAUCUUGGUGAAACUCAUGAAGGGCCCGGAGUAUCCUGACGUGGCGCUUGUGUGUGGGCAGAUUUUGCGUGAUUGCAUCAAGUUUGAGCUGAUCAAUCGGUUUGUGCUUUACCAUCCGUUGUUCUGGCGGUUUUUCAAGUAUGUCCAGCAGCCGCUCUUUGAAGUGGCUACAGACGUGUUUGUCACGCUCAACGCUUUGCUUACAGUACAUAAGAAGCUUGUGGCUGAGUUUCUUCUGGCAAACUGUGCUCAGUUUAUUGAACAUAUCAACGAGCUCAUCAAGCUGGAUAACUACGUGACGAAAAGGCAGUCUGUACGUUUAUUACGUGAGCUUGUGCAGCAGAAACUGAACCAGCAGUUCUUGAUGAGCUACUUUGACGACGCCAAAAGUCUUAAGAUUGUGAUGAUCCUUUUAAGUGAUAAGCUGAAAAACGUGCAAGUGGAGGGGUUCCACAUCUUCAAGUUCUUUGUUGCAAAGCCCAAGAAGUCUCCUAAGAUCAUCGACAUAUUGGCGAAGAACAAAGACAACUUCCAGCAUUUCUUCGAUAACUUUGACGUCAACAACACCGCUCCAGGCCUGGUUGAAGAGCGUGACUACAUCUUACAAGAGAUCCAAAAACUAGAAGCGCCACACUAG
This is a messenger RNA of Candidozyma haemuli, 999 nucleotides long. RefSeq names its product Hym1p (gene HYM1). Gene Ontology annotation, biological process: intracellular signal transduction. The transcript has a single exon. NCBI's taxonomy places the organism in Eukaryota, Fungi, Ascomycota, Pichiomycetes, Serinales, Metschnikowiaceae. The record is from RefSeq and is a predicted model, not a curated record. The coding region runs from base 1 to 999 and encodes 332 amino acids. Gene Ontology annotation, molecular function: protein serine/threonine kinase activator activity.